AUGGGUCGCAAGGAAGAGGACGACAGCAGCUCCUGGAAGAAGCAGACGAGCAACAUCCGAAAAACAUUCAUUUUCAUGGAGGCCCUGGGAUCAGGUGCCUUUUCGGAAGUUUUCCUAGUGAAGCAAAGAAGCACUGGCAAGCUCUUUGCUCUGAAAUGCAUCAAGAAGUCUCCUCUCACAAGGGAUAGCAGCUUGGAGAAUGAAAUAGCAGUGCUGAAAAAAAUAAAGCACGAAAACAUCGUGACUUUAGAGGACAUUUAUGAAAGCACAACCCACUUCUACCUGGUCAUGCAGCUGGUAUCUGGGGGAGAGCUCUUCGACCGAAUUUUGGAACGAGGCGUUUACACCGAGAAAGAUGCGAGUGUGGUGAUCCACCAGGUCCUGACCGCAGUGAAGUACCUCCACGAAAACGGGAUCGUUCACCGUGACCUGAAGCCUGAAAACCUUCUUUACCUUACUCCCGAAGAGAACUCCAAAAUCAUGAUCACGGACUUCGGCUUGUCCAAAAUGGAACAGAACGGCAUCAUGUCCACUGCCUGUGGGACUCCGGGAUACGUCGCCCCUGAAGUCCUCGCCCAGAAACCGUACAGCAAAGCCGUGGACUGCUGGUCCAUUGGAGUCAUCACCUAUAUCUUGCUGUGCGGGUACCCCCCUUUCUAUGAAGAGACUGAAACCAAACUGUUUGAAAAGAUUAAGGAAGGCUACUACGAGUUCGAGUCUCCGUUUUGGGAUGACAUCUCCGAGUCAGCCAAGGAUUUCAUCAGACAUUUACUGGAGAAGAACCCGAGCGUGAGGUUUACCUGCGAAGAAGCCCUGCGGCACCCGUGGAUUAAUGGAAAUACAGCCCUUCACCGUGACAUAUACCCAUCUGUCAGCGCUCAGAUUCAGAAAAACUUUGCAAAGAGCAAAUGGAGG
Messenger RNA from Apaloderma vittatum (bar-tailed trogon), 915 nucleotides. It is a transcript of the gene CAMK1G, whose product is annotated as calcium/calmodulin-dependent protein kinase IG. Lineage: Eukaryota; Metazoa; Chordata; Aves; Trogoniformes; Trogonidae. The annotation marks the transcript as partial. The transcript has 9 exons. Gene Ontology annotation, molecular function: calmodulin binding; ATP binding; calcium/calmodulin-dependent protein kinase activity. The record is from RefSeq and is a predicted model, not a curated record. Gene Ontology annotation, cellular component: intracellular anatomical structure. Gene Ontology annotation, biological process: peptidyl-serine phosphorylation.